This is a messenger RNA of Aspergillus neoniger CBS 115656, 843 nucleotides long. RefSeq lists its product as uncharacterized. The coding region runs from base 94 to 843 and encodes 249 amino acids. Gene Ontology annotation, molecular function: N-acetyltransferase activity. The transcript has 3 exons. The record is from RefSeq and is a predicted model, not a curated record. Gene Ontology annotation, biological process: protein acetylation. NCBI's taxonomy places the organism in Eukaryota, Fungi, Ascomycota, Eurotiomycetes, Eurotiales, Aspergillaceae.
AUCUGGAGAACCAGCUACCUCAAUAAUAAAUAUUGACGUACACCUAAACGCACCCAUCAGGCUACGGUCAACUGGUGGGCCAGGUAUUUCGACAUGCUCCUCAACGCCAAGACAGCCAUUUCCACGUCCACGGUGCUUUUGGUUCCAUACUCCAAAUGGCACGUUCCAAGAUACCACGAAUGGAUGAAAGAUGAGGAAAUCCAAGAAGCAACCGCAUCCGAACCCCUCUCUAUAGAGGAAGAAUACGCCAUGCAACAAAGCUGGCGCCAAGACCCAGACAAGUUGACAUUCAUUGUCUGUCUCCCAUCACCAUCAUUCCAAGGAGAAACCUCAACACCCACCACCAUUAAAGACACAGACGAUGCCCCAGACCGAAUGGUCGGAGACAUCAACCUUUUCCUCCGUGUCGACGACGGCGAAGAAGGCGACGCGGAGCCCCAGAUCAUCGGGGAAAUCGAACUAAUGAUAGCCGAGAAGAAUAGCCAGCGCAAGGGCUUUGGGAAAGCCGCGCUUAACACCUUCCUACGGUAUAUCGUGGACCAUGAAGCGGAGAUCUUGAAAGAGUUUGUCAGCAGGGAUGAGACUGCCGCGACGGCAAUGAAGAAAGUUGAAGCAGUGCCUAAAUUUGCUUGUCUCAGUGUGAAGAUUGGUCAGGCUAAUGAGCGGAGUUUGGCGCUGUUUGAGGGUGCUAUGUUCAAGAAGGUUACCGAGGAGCCGAAUUAUUUUGGGGAGUUUGAGUUGAGGAGGGAGAGGGAGGCGCUGGGUCGGGAUAUGGUUGAUGUGAGCUUGGAGAGGGCUGGGGUGUCGGGGUAUGUUGAGGUGGGUUAUGAGAGAGUUGAGUGA